Molecule: messenger RNA, 990 nt
Organism: Melitaea cinxia (Glanville fritillary)
Lineage: Eukaryota; Metazoa; Arthropoda; Insecta; Lepidoptera; Nymphalidae
Product: pancreatic triacylglycerol lipase-like
Exons: 5
Biological process (GO): lipid metabolic process
Molecular function (GO): lipase activity
Source: RefSeq, a predicted model, not a curated record
UAUGUAAAUAUUUAUUUAUUUAUUUUUGUUACAGUAUAUACAGCGGCUGCAGUACCUUUAGCAAAUUUGAAGGACAAUCCACAUUUUACUGAUCUCUCCUAUGAUGAUGGCAAAGCUUGGCAAAUGGAAGAUAUAGAGGAACUAUCCAACAUUAAUUCGUUCUCAGAAGUUUCUAGAAACCCUGAGAAUAAUCGAUACCUUCUCUACACCAGACGCAAUCCUGAUGCCUCACAGACACUUCGACCUGGUAACAGCAACAGUAUCACUCUUUCAACAUUUAAUGUGAACAAUCCAGUUAUUGUAAUCGUUCAUGGCUGGCUUAGCAACCAACACACUGAUGAUAAUAUAUUUCUCAAAGAUACAUUCCUGGCGAAAAGUGACGUAAAUAUCAUUGUUAUGGACUGGAGUAGACUAGCUUCUUCUGGUUAUAUAACUGCUGUGGCUGGAGUACCUGCAGUUGGUCGUGGGUUAGGACAAUUCCUGAACUUCCUUAAUGGUGUCACUGGAGUAUCAUUUAAAAAUAUGCACCUAAUUGGCUUUAGUUUAGGAGCACAUAUAGUUGGUAUCGCUGGCAGAGAACUUAAUGGUGCAGUAGCACGUAUCACUGGCUUGGACCCGGCUGGUCCACUAUGGAAUCUUAAUUCUAACCGCCUCAGGGCAUCUGAUGCGGUUUAUGUCGAAGCUAUUCACACUAACGGUGGAGCUCUUGGAAUGGGAAUCGGGACUGCGAUAGCUGAUGCUGACUUCUUCGUUAACGGCGGAAACAAUCAACCCGGGUGCUUAACACCUAUAUGUAGCCAUAACCGUGCCUGGGAAUUUUUUGGUGCAAGUGUCAGUUAUAACCAUCUUUUGGGUAGAAAGUGCUCAAAUAUGCUUCAAGUGACUUUAAAUAGCUGCCGAGGUGAAGUUCUUAAUAUGGGCAAUGAUGACUUGAAUAAAAAAGGAACGGGGAUAUACAGAGUAAACACCCAAAGAGGAUACCCUUAUUAA